Trichosurus vulpecula (common brushtail) is the source of this 3585-nucleotide messenger RNA. RefSeq names its product coiled-coil domain containing 158 (gene CCDC158). The coding region runs from base 1 to 3585 and encodes 1194 amino acids. Lineage: Eukaryota; Metazoa; Chordata; Mammalia; Diprotodontia; Phalangeridae. The record is from RefSeq and is a predicted model, not a curated record. The transcript is spliced from 24 exons.
AUGGACCAAGCUGCCAUUCCUGGAAAGUACGUCAGUCAGUUAUCUUAUGUCACCAUCCCUGCGGCAUUCCUGACCACCGGGGUCUUCUCCCAUUACAAUAUUAGAGCUAACAAGGCAGACUCCAAAGACACUCGAACUCUAAGAAAAGCUAUUAGCAGCAUGGAAGCAGAAAGGCAUGAAGCAAAUCAGGAAAAUGCUUCGUUGAGCAGCAUCAGAUUGUGUGGAAAAACUCCAGUUCAUGAAGGAGAAAGUGUGGCGUGGUGGGAGUCUUUCUGUAUCCUGAGUCGUGAGGCACAGCCCUACCCCCAGUCUUUACCAUCAACAGGUACUACCAGUCCGUUUUUAGGGUCAGCUUGUCUUCGUGGUGCAAUUAAUGAAAAGCCUUCUGUACCUGUGACUCAAGUGCAGAACCCUUUACUCGCUAAGUAUGAAAUGGAACUUGAAAGUCAGCGAAAACUGAUCCCUUACCCAGGAAAGGAACAUAUCGAGCGGGUUUUAGAAGAGUACUCACAUCAGGUGAAAGACUUACAGAGAAGACUGAAUGAAAGUGCUGAGCUGCAUGAAAAGCAGAAAUUCCACCUGAGGCAGUCAGUCAUCGACUUGCAGACUAAGCUUCAAGAGAUGCAGAUGGAGAGAGACGCCUUGGUUGACAUCAGACGAAGGGAGAAUCUUUCUCAGGAGGAUCUAAGAAUUCAGCUCCAAAAUACAGCUCAUGAACUUGAAACUGCCAAGCGCCUUCAGGAGGAGAUGUUGAGGGAGAGCAGUAGUCAGACGGAGCAGCUCCGAAAGGUGAUGCUCAGUCAUGAAGGAGUGCUCCAGGAGAUCCGGGCCAUUCUGGUGGACUAUGAGGAGACCACAGGCAAGAGGAUCUAUGAGCACGAGGCCAUCUCUACUCUCCACGUCCGCAACUUGGGCACAGCCAUCAGUAAACUUCUGAGAGAGCUGGACACAGAGGUGUCUUAUCUUAAAGGGAGGAUUUUUCCAGUAGAAGAUCAACUUGAAUCACUGAAAACCGAAUCACAGAACAAAAUAGAACUACUUCUUCAGCAGCAUCAAGAUAGGAUUGAGCAAUUAAUGAAUGAGCACGAACUUGAAGUAACGGGACUGAGUGAAAAAGCCAGCAGUGCCCGCAGCCAAGCUAAUAGCAUCCAGAGCCAACUGGAAAUCAUUCAAGAACAAGCAAGAAAUCAAAAUUCAAUGUAUAUGCGUCAACUCAGUGAACUGGAAUCUACUGUUUCUCAGCUGCGUUCUGAAUUAAGAGAAGCCAAAAGAAUGUAUGAAGACAAGAUAGAAGAUCUGGAGAAGCAGUUAGUCCUGGCCAACUCAGAGCUGACUGAGGCCCGCACUGAGCGUGAUCAGUUCAGUCAGGAAUCUGGAAACCUGGAUGACCAACUUCAGAAGCUGCUGGCUGAUUUACAUAAAAGGGAAAAAGAGCUGAGUUUGGAGAAGGAGCAGAACAAGCGGCUUUGGGACAGAGACACUGGUAACAGCAUUACCAUCGACCACCUGCGCCGGGAGCUGGAUGACAGGAACAUGGAGGUGCAGCGUCUGGAAACACUGGUGAAAACCAUGAAGACCGAGUGCCAGGGGCAGAUGGAGCGCCAGAUGGCAGCAAUCCAGGGAAAGAAUGAAAGCCUAGAGAAAGUGUCUUCCUUGACGGCUCAGUUGGAAUCCACCAAAGAGAUGCUCCGCAAAGUUGUGGAAGAGCUGACCGCCAAGAAGAUGACCCUGGAAAGUUCUGAGAGGGCCGUGUCUGACCUGACGCUAUCUCUGCAAGAGAAGGAGCGGGCCAUCGAGGCCACCAAUACGGAGAUCACCAAGCUUCGUUCCAGGGUUGACUUAAAGUUACAGGAGCUCCAGCAUCUGAAAAACGAAGGGGACCAUCUCCGGAACGUGCAGGCUGAGUGCGAGGCCCUCAAGCUGCAGAUGGCGGAGAAGGACAAGGUGAUUGAGAUCUUGCGUCAGCAGAUUGAGAACAUGACUCAGCUGGUUGGCCAGCAUGGGCGAACAGCCGGGGCUAUGCAGGUGGAGAAAACUCAGCUCGAGAAAGAGAUCAAUGAUCGGAAGCUAGAGCUGCAGGAAUUCAAGAUUAUAAAAGACAAGAAAGAUUCAAAAAUACGUGACCUUGAAGCCCGGCUAAGUGACUUGGAACUUGAAAAGGUGAAACUGGUGAAUGCAGGAUCUGAACGGCUCCGUGCAGUAAAGGACAUGAAGCAGGAGAGAGACCAACUCCUCGCUGAGGUGAAAAAUAGUCGGAAUGAGCUCUCCAGUCUUUCAGAGGACUACGAAGUUUUAAAAAGAAAUUAUCGGAACAAAAGUGAAGAGAUGGAAUGUACCACAAACAAGCUGAAAAUGCAAUUGAAAUCUGCACAAGCUGAACUGGAGCAAACGAGAAAUACUUUAAAGACAAUGGAAGGAUCUGAUGGCCAUGCUAUGAAAGUUGCAAUGGGAAUGCAGAAGCAAAUCACUGCCAAGAGAGGACAAAUAGAUGCCCUGCAGAGCAAAAUUCAGUUCUUGGAGGAGGCCAUGACAAAUGCGUCUAAGGAGAAGCGUUUCUUAAAAGAAGAGAAAAAUAAAUUGAGUCAAGAAUUGAGCAUUGUUGCAACGGAAAAAACCAAAAUGGCAGGGGAGCUGGAGAUCCUGAGAUCCCAAGAGCGGCGCUUGAAAGAGAAAGUUGCUAACAUGGAAAUUGCUCUUGAUAAGGCAUCUUUGCAGUUUGCAGAGUGUCAAGACAUUAUCCAGCGUCAGGAGCAAGAAUCAGUCCGCUUGAAGCUGCAGCACACGCUGGAUGUAAAGGAACUUCAGGGUCCAGGCUACAUCCCACCUCCUCCAGUGAAACAGCGCCUUAUACCAUCACUGCCUACUUCCCGGCCCCACUCUGCUAAUUUACCAUCUUCCCAGUCUGCCAUCAGCUAUGUAUCUCAUGUGCCAGCCAAAGUUUCUAUCCUGAAGGAAGACCCUACCAGGGACUUAAAACAACUGCUUCAUGAGCUAAGGAGUGUCAUCAGUGAGGAGCCCUCUGUGUCUCUGCCUAAGAAUGAUGGGGACAUUGGGAGACCAGCCACUGGAGGAGCCAUUCACAUGGGAGUAGAUGAUGCAGUCAGAGACCCGCUUACUGAAUCUAAACUGAGAACAGAAAUAUUCAACAGAGAUGCUGCAACUUUACAUGCUGGAGACCUGGAGGACGCAUCUAAUGCCUUCGGUUUUCCAUCCAGUGUAAGCCCUUCGAUUACAGCUGGUGGGAGCCGCUAUGGCACUUCCCCUAAAAAGUUCUCCCAGGAACCAAAGAGCACAGAGAGGACUCCAGCACACACCCUUUUGACCAGCUCAGCUGAAGAUUCUCUGUCUUCCAAGUCAGACUACAGAGCUGCCAAACAUACACAUACAUCUGAUGUUAAAGUUUCUCAGAGUCAACCAGUAGAAACAACUGGAAAAACAUGUAGGAAGCUACAGAACAGACUGGAAAGUUUACAGAAUCUGGUAGAAGAUUUACAAAUGAAAAACCAAGCAAUGUCAUCAAUGAUCAGGAAUCAAGAAAAAAGGAUACAAAAAGUGAAAGACCAAGAGAAGAUGCUAUUGAAAUGA